CCAUCGAUCCAAUCAAGAGAGGGAGAGGGAGAGGGAGAGAGGGAGAAAGAGAAAGAGAGAGUGAAGAUGACGGAGUACGGGGAGAGGUACGAGGGCAACGGCGAUGGCUACGCCGAGUACGGCGGCGGCGGGGCUUCCCCGCCGGCGAAGACGAGCGGAUUCGAUGAUUUCGGCUACUCCCGAUCUCAGUCUGAUUUGCAUGUCCAUGAAAGAGGUUCCUCGAAAAGCAGAGAGAAAGAUAGGGAAAGGGAAAAGGAGAAGGAUAGGGACAGGGACAGGGACAGGGAUAGAGAGAAGGCUAAAGAUCGUGACAGGGUCAGGGAUCGUGAUCGGGAAAGAGACAAGGAUACGGAUCGGGAACGCGAUCGCAAUCGUGAGCGUGAUCGAGAUCGCCAUCACAGAGAUGACCGGGAAAGAAGUGAAAGACGCCGGGAGAGAUCAGAUGAUCAUGAUAGUCACCGAAGCCGUGAUCGUGAUAGACACAGAGACUAUGAUAGAGACAGAGAAGGGCGUCACAGACAUCGAUCUAGUUCUCAGUCUCGGUCGAAGGGUCAAUCUGAACGUAGAUCAAGAUCCCGAUCUCGCUCGCGCUCUCGUUCAAAGAGCAAGCGAAUCAGUGGAUUUGACUUGGCACCUCCUGUGACUGCUCUCAUGCCUGCUGUGACAGCCACAGCUCAGCUAACUGGAGGCACUGCUGCACUUCCUGGAGUGUUUCCAAACAUUUUCCCUUUGGCAGCUGGGCAGCUUCCUACUCUACCUGUCAUGCCGGUGCAAGCUAUGACUCAGCAGGCAACUAGACAUGCUCGACGUGUAUAUGUUGGUGGCCUCCCUCCUACUGCUAAUGAACAGUCGGUUGCAACAUUUUUUAGCCAGGUGAUGUCUGCUAUUGGAGGAAACACUGCUGGUCCAGGUGAUGCUGUUGUUAAUGUCUACAUAAAUCAUGAAAAGAAGUUUGCUUUUGUGGAGAUGAGAUCUGUCGAGGAAGCAAGCAAUGCAAUGGCCUUGGAUGGCAUCAUUUUUGAGGGCACGCAAGUGAAGGUACGAAGGCCCAGUGACUAUAACCCUUCUCUUGCCGCUGCACUGGGCCCAAGCCAGCCUAAUCCAAACCUCAAUCUUGGUGCAGUUGGGCUCACGCCGGGCUCUGCCGGUGGUUUAGAAGGCCCGGACCGAAUCUUUGUUGGUGGGCUUCCUUAUUACUUUACGGAGGCCCAAGUGAGGGAGUUGCUUGAGUCUUUCGGGCCUCUCCGUGGAUUUGAUCUUGUCAAAGAUAGGGAGACCGGUAACUCAAAAGGCUAUGCCUUUUGCGUGUACCAGGACCUUUCUGUCACAGAUAUCGCAUGUGCUGCUCUUAAUGGCAUAAAAAUGGGAGAUAAAACCCUAACGGUUAGGCGAGCUAACCAAGGAGCGGCACAGCCUAGACCGGAGCAUGAGAGUGUACUAUUGCAGGCACAGCAGCAAGUAGCAUUGCAGAGGCUUGUGUACCAGGCAGGGGCCCUUCCUACGAAAAUAGUAUGCUUAACCCAGGUGGUUAGUGCUGAUGAAUUGAUGGAUGAUGAGGAAUAUGAGGACAUAGUGGAAGACAUGAGAGGAGAAGGGGGAAAAUAUGGUAACUUGGUGAAUGUCGUGAUACCUCGCCCCAGUCCAAAUGGUGAGCCAGUUCCGGGAGUUGGAAAGGUAUUUUUGGAGUAUGCAGAUACUGAAGGAUCGACCAAAGCUAGGCAAGGGCUGCACGGUCGGAAAUUCGGUGGGAACUCAGUCAGCGCCGUCUUUUAUCCGGAGAGCAAGUUUGCGCAGGGAGAUUAUGACGGCUGAAAGCCGAAGUGUUUUACUGUGCUUUCGUAUGGGAUAUGUCUGCUAUGUGUUCUGACCAGUACUGAACAUUGUUAGACAUCAAUUAUAUAAAUGUGGUGGGUAGCUUGUCCUGAAAUGUGAAAGAAUGCCCCUUAAGGAUUUUUUAUGGUGAAUGCUCAGUUAGGGACAAAUGGGAGAGCAUCAUCCUGCUUUUUUUUCAGUUGCAGCGAGGACAUAAACUAUGGUGCUUAUUCGGGGAUGAGAUUCCUAGAUUUUGGUGAUGUUGAUCGAGUUUGGUUAUGUUGAUAAUAGGUUAGUUUUUUUUUCAAGUAUAUCGUAUAUACUUGCGUAGUUCAUUUUCGGGAUUAACUGAUCAGGGAGUAAAUAGUUUCUACCCCGUACGGGGUUUGGCGUUUGGUAUUA
Molecule: messenger RNA, 2214 nt
Organism: Ananas comosus (pineapple)
Lineage: Eukaryota; Viridiplantae; Streptophyta; Magnoliopsida; Poales; Bromeliaceae
Product: splicing factor U2af large subunit B
Exons: 13
Coding region: 67-1812 (581 amino acids)
Biological process (GO): mRNA processing
Cellular component (GO): nucleus; commitment complex; U2AF complex
Molecular function (GO): pre-mRNA 3'-splice site binding; poly-pyrimidine tract binding
Source: RefSeq, a predicted model, not a curated record